AUGUCCUGUGCUCCCAAUGACGAUUCCAGCCACAACAGGCCUUCCUCGAUGGUUCUUUCCGAUCUCGACUUCCUUGGUAUCUCUAGGCGAGAGCUGACACUCAGCUCCGCUACCGCAAACAGCCACGACGGCGAGACAACUUCUACGAUCGCCGUGUCAGGUCUCACGGCGGUAACAGAGAGACAGGAUACCGCUGACGCAAUCUUCAAGCUAGCUUCGCUAUUCGGUGAAUCUAUCAAAGAUCUCAGAUAUGGGAAACAUGAGAUCGCCAUAGGAGGUGGCUAUAUGCGUUUAGGGCUUGAGAAGCUGGUCAAGAGAUAUGUUAGUGAGCUCCAACGCCGAUCGAUUGAGUCGCCUACUUUCCGCUCCGGCACUUUCCGCAUCAGUCAGGAAUCGAUCAAAGUCUACAUGAUGGGCGAAGACCCUAUCGAGAUAUACUUCGACCUGCCGCAACAAGCUCAAGACGUGAAAGGGAUCGCAAUUGAUUUUCGGGCUUGGAGUGGACCACAUGCGGAGUUGGCACGGUCACAUGCCAACUGUAACGCCGAUAUGCUACGAGCCGCGGUGGUCAGUUCGGCCCACGUGGUUGUUGCCACUGCGAAUACCGGCGACAACCAGGAAGCCUGGGCCAUCUACCAUAGGAAAGGAGAGACUCGACUGCGUGUCGUGGGGUGGCUCUCAGUGUCGGCUAUGAAGCAAGCUGAGCCUUGGGCGGCAGAAUAA
Messenger RNA from Filobasidium floriforme, 723 nucleotides. RefSeq lists its product as uncharacterized. Bases 1 to 723 code for a protein of 240 amino acids. The transcript has a single exon. Lineage: Eukaryota; Fungi; Basidiomycota; Tremellomycetes; Filobasidiales; Filobasidiaceae. The record is from RefSeq and is a predicted model, not a curated record.